AAACUAAAACAUUUUGAACGUUAACAGCUCUGCCGCUUUUUGUUGUAAAUAUUCUUCAAUAUUUUUGAUAUUUUUGAAUUUCAAAACGUUCAAUGAUGAGUGGAGACGGUGAAGGAAAUGGACAAUUUGAUUCUUUUUUCCUUUCAAUUGCACAGCAUCAUCCAGAAGGAGCAUCGCAACUUUUAGAUACCUUCGUUAACUUCUUGGGUCGUAAAACAGACUUCUUCACUGGUGGAAAGGAAGGAGAAUGGGAAAAGCUGGUUAUGAGCACAUUCAGAAAGUAUGAAAGAAUCAGCAGAGAACAGCACGAAAUUGAGCUCAAAGAAAAGCAAGAUCGAGAUGAUCGGAAAAAAGCAGCAGCAGCUAAAAAAGUAGAAGAGGAAACUGUGAAACCUGCUGCUAUAACUGAAUUGACUGAUGCAGAAGCUGAAAAGCUUCAGGCUGAGCUAGAUGCAAAGAAGAAUGCUAACACAAAGCCUGCUGCCUCUAGUUCAGAUGCAAAUAAAAUUGAGGAAGAUGAAGAUGAGUCAGAGAAAGGCAAAAUCUUGCCUAACAAAGGAAAUGGAUGUGAUUUGGACAAGUACAAUUGGACACAGACUCUAGGAGACAUUGAGCUCAGGGUGCCCCUCAACGUUAGCUUCAGAGCUAAACAAAAGGAUCUGGUAGUGAAUCUAACGAAAAAACGCCUCACUUGCGGAAUCAAAGGUCAGCCACCGAUAAUAGACGAUGAUUUUCCUCACGAAAUCAAACUAGAAGAAUCCACGUGGGUCAUCGAAGAUGGAAAAUCGCUUCUCAUCAAUUUAGAAAAAGUGAACAAAAUGAAUUGGUGGAGCAAAUUGGUGAAUUCUGAUCCAGAGAUCAGCACGAAGAAGAUCAAUCCGGAACCGUCGAAGCUGAGCGAUCUAGACGGGGAGACCAGAGGAUUGGUGGAGAAGAUGAUGUACGAUCAGCGACAAAAAGAACUGGGACUGCCCACUAGCGACGAUCAGAAGAAACAGGAUGUUAUCAAAAAAUUUAUGGAGCAGCACCCAGAAAUGGAUUUUUCCAAAUGCAAAUUCAACUGAACUGUGUCUUAUCUGCACGUUUUCUUUUGUAUUAUUAUUGUGAAUAUGUUGCUUUAUUUUCUAUUGUUGCUUUUAUUUUUUGUACUAUGAUUGAAAACAAUAAAUGAUGAGUUUAUGAAACUGU
This is a messenger RNA of Phaedon cochleariae (mustard beetle), 1188 nucleotides long. The record is from the annotation of a GenBank genome assembly. Lineage: Eukaryota; Metazoa; Arthropoda; Insecta; Coleoptera; Chrysomelidae.